Molecule: messenger RNA, 897 nt
Organism: Quercus lobata
Lineage: Eukaryota; Viridiplantae; Streptophyta; Magnoliopsida; Fagales; Fagaceae
Product: G-type lectin S-receptor-like serine/threonine-protein kinase At1g11330
Exons: 3
Coding region: 1-897 (298 amino acids)
Biological process (GO): recognition of pollen
Source: RefSeq, a predicted model, not a curated record
AUGGGAGGGUUUCAACAUCCUUGUGAUGCAAUCUUGCCAAGGAUGAAAAUUAGUAACAAUUUAAGAACAAAUCAGAAAAUACAAUUGACAUCAUGGAAGAGCCCUUCUGAUCCAUCCAUUGGAAGAUUCUCGGCAGGCAUUAAUCCACAAAACACUCCCCAUGGUUUCAUUUGGAAAGACGGUCAUCCAUAUUGGCGGAUGGGUCCAUGGAAUGGUCAGUUCUUUACUGGAGCACAGAGCUGGGUUCUAGAUUAUCGUAGUGGAUUCACUUUAGCAUAUGAUAAAGAAGAGACAGUUUAUGCAACCUCUGCUUACGUGAACGUAUUAGGUUUGUCAAAACAUUUCUUGGAUGCACAAGGAAAUUCAAUGCAGAUACAUUGGGAUGAUGAGAAGGAGGAUUGGGAGGUUGUUGGGUUCACUCCAACAAAUGAAUGUGAUGUUUAUGGCACCUGUGGUGCAUUUGGAAACUAUUAUGCGCUGAGUUCACCAAUCUGCAGUUGUUUGAAAGGGUUUGAGCCAAAGAUUGUUGAGGAAUGGAAUAGAGAGUGGUCACAUCGAACCAAAGAUGAUUGUCGAAAGCAAUGCUUGGAGAACUGUUCUUGUGUAGCUUAUGCAUAUGAUACUGGCAUUGGUUGUAUGUCAUGGAGUGGAAACCUAAUUGACCUGCAAAAAUUCUCCACUGGUGGAAUUGACCUACAGAAAUUCUCGACUGGUUUGGAGGCCAACGAUGAGGCGGUGGAGACAGCAGCAGUAGAUGCGGUAGAUGUCAGAGAGCUUGGAGUCGACUAUGUGGGGAGUAUAGGUGACGAAGGUUUUGAUUUGGUCGGAGUUGAGUGCGACUUUGAAGAGGUCAUGGGUGUGUGUCUUGGUUCACUUUGUGGUCGAAAAUAUUCAUAG